Rotaria sp. Silwood1 is the source of this 252-nucleotide messenger RNA. The record is from the annotation of a GenBank genome assembly. Lineage: Eukaryota; Metazoa; Rotifera; Eurotatoria; Philodinida; Philodinidae.
AUGUGUUUUUCAAAACAAUGUACAUUGACUAUGAAAGCAAUGGAUAGUUGUCUUUUAUUUAAAGCUCGUCGAUUAUCUUUUGAAAGAUGGAAUGAUGUUGUUAUACAUCGUUUUAAAACAGAUCCUGAUUAUCGUCUUGAUACAAUGACACAUCAAUUUCUUCCGUGUUUAAUGCAACUUAAACUUAGUUCAGAAGAAGAUCAAGUUUACAUAACAGAAACUUUUAAUUUCAUCGUUUCAUUGAGCAACUGA